Molecule: messenger RNA, 1857 nt
Organism: Adineta steineri
Lineage: Eukaryota; Metazoa; Rotifera; Eurotatoria; Adinetida; Adinetidae
Source: the annotation of a GenBank genome assembly
AUGUCACCACCUUCAUUUCGUCAACCUGGUGAUAUUGUAAAUGAAAUUUAUUCUGAAAAUAUUCAAACUAUCAUAAAAUUAUGUUUUGAUGUUGGAGAUGAUCCAAAUUCACUUAUUGAACAAACUAGACGUGAACUUCAGAAAAUGGUAACAGAAAUGAUUGCAGAAGAUGAUGCUUUAUUCGAACGUAAACGAACUGAACUUGUACCCAUUCGUACACGUUAUGAAUCACUUUAUCAUGAAUUACAUCCAGAUAAAACAUGUCCACAAUAUGGUAAUACAUUACCUGUUCUUCAAGCAUUACGUAUUUAUGUUGAUGAAUAUAAACAAUUAAAAGAAGAACAUGAAAAAUUACUUCAACGUGAACCAGAUAUACGUCGUGAAGAAAGACAAUUAUGUAAUGAACUCAAUGAACGUUCAUUACAGAUUGAUAAUUCAAAUUUUAAUUCUAAACAAUUAGUUACACAAAUAAGUCUUUUAUCUGAACAUAUUAAAGAAUUACGUGAAGAAAAAUCAAAACGUAUUAAUCAUUUAUCUGAAGUAAUUCAAAUAUUACAUGAAUAUGAAGAAGUUUAUGGAUGGAAAAGACCAACAAUUGAAACUAUGGUUGGACGAUUAUUAGUACUUGAUCUAACUCAAAUUGAUCAAUAUACAUUAUCAAAAGAAGCUUUAGAAUUAGUCGAUAAAGAAUUUUCUGAAAUAACUGAACAAGUACAAAAAGCUGAAAAUCGUUUUGAAGAAUCACAUAAACAAUUGAAAACAUUAAUGAGAAAACAUCAAUCAUUAAUUCCCAAUGAAAAAGCUUUAGCAGUUUCAAAUAGUAAACAAUGCCGAAUGUCAAAAUUACCUGAUCUUAUUGCUGAAGUUGAUCGAUAUACAGAACAUGCUAUGGAAAAAUUAACAAGUGAUAUAUUGAAAGCACGUGAACGUAUUCAUCUUAUACUUAAUAAAUUAUCGGUUGGUGAUGUUACAAAUAAUUCCAAAUAUGCUAUUUUAUAUACAAAUGAUUUUACAGAAGAUGUAUAUUUCAUGCAUGAAGAACUUGUACAUGAAUUAGAAGCUCAGUAUGAAAUGAAUAGAUCAUUGUAUGAACAAAUUGAAGCAUGGAAUGAAUUAUUUCUUGAAUUUCAAGAAUUUGAAAAAAAUGCUAGUGAUCCACAACGAUUUCAUCGCCGAGGCUAUAGUGCACUUGCAGAAGAAAGAACUCGUAAAAAACUUGAAUCUUCAUUGCGUGAAUGUGAAUCACGUCUACAAAAGCUUGCUGAUGAAUUUAUUCAAAAGAACAAUGGACAACCAUUUAUAAUGAGUGCUAAUGGAAAAGAAAUUUCAGAUUAUAUUGAACAACGAAAAGAAGAUUAUACUAAAGCUAAAGAACGAGAACGUGAAGCAGCAAAGGCUGCUCAUACAACAACAGCAACAACAGGUACAUUCGUUGGACGAACACCAUUGAAAACAAAACAAUUAGUUGGUACAACACCAAGUGCCACAUCAAAACGCUCUGAUCAAAGUACAAAUAUACGUACACCAUUGACAACAGCUCGUCGUGCUGGUAUUCCACAUUUACCUACAGGUAAAACACCGUUGAAUACUUCAAAAUUAAAAACACGAGCACAACAAAAACAAUUACAAACAACAAAACGUAUUAAUAUGGAUGCAACACCAUCAACAAUAUCAACACCUGUUAAACAACGUCGUCUUAUUGAUCAAAUUAUUAAUACAACUGAGAAUACUUCAACACAUAGUUUAACAAUUGAAAAUACAACUACAGGUUUAAAAUCUUCAAUGAUGACAACACCAUCAGGUAAACGACCAUUAAUUAAACGAGCCAUUCCUACUCCAAUUCGUACUCAUAAAUAA